AUUCCUCCGUCGUCGUCAUCCUUCCGCCGAGCAGCCGGAAACUCAAACAUAUGAAAUGAAUGCCGCGAGCUUAUUAGCAUCGGCGGCCAUCAACAUAGGCCUUGCAGUUGUCGUCCUAUGUCUCUUCUCCAUUUUGCGAAAACAGCAUUCCAAUGCCAACAUAUACUACCCUCGUCGUCUCUCUCUUCACCAUCCGAUUUCAUUCGAUCGUUCCUUCACUCUUCAACGGUUCCUUCCAUCACUUGAUUGGAUCCGUGAUGCUGUUAGAGUUACGGAGGAUGAAAUUCUUUCUAGUUCCGGCCUUGAUGCACUCGUUGUCAUAAGAUUCUUUAAAUUCGGGAUAAAGUUUUUUGUGGUCUGCUCUGUCGUUGGAUUGAUGGUUCUUCUGCCACUCAACUGUUCUGUCUCUCCUGGUCUAUCUUCAAGCUCAAGUUCCAUGAACUCUUUCACGAUUUCCAAUAUCCCUAGAGGAUCGAACAGGCUUUGGGUCCACUUUUCAUCAUUAUGUUUUAUAUCUCUUUCGGGAAUAUAUCUACUUCACAAGGAAUACAAGGCUGUCCUUGUGAAAAGAGUUCAGCAACUGCGUAAUCUGAGGCAUCAACCAAGUCAAGUCACUGUUCUGGUUCGACAAAUUCCUUUAUGUGAUGAACACAAGGCAUUUAGCUGCAGUGUAGAUCAUUUCUUCUCCAAAUAUCACCCUCAUGCAUAUCAUUCAUAUCAGAUUCUAUACACUGCAAAGCAUCUUGAGGAGUUGCCCGUUGCUUUUGUCGCAUUUAGGUCUCGAUGGGAUGCUGCCCUUGCUUCCCAAACACAGCAGCAUCCAAAUCCAUUAUUGUGGAUCACUCAGAUGGCCCCAGAACCUAGAGACGUGUUGUGGAAGAAUCUGUCAAUCCCUUAUAAGCAUUUGGUACUUUACAGAACUGGGGUAUUUGUAGCAGAACUUCUUUUCACUAUAUUCUUUGCUAUUCCAGUUACUGCGGUCCAGGGGAUAGCACAGUUCGAAAAGCUGAAGAAGUGGUUCCCUCCAGCCAUGGCUGUGCAAUUAAUACCAGGAUUGAGCUCCGUUAUUACAGGAUAUCUUCCAAGUGUCAUUCUUAGUGGGUUUGUAUAUAUUGUGCCUUAUGUUAUGAAAGUAAUGGCGAGGGUAGCAGGUUACGUUUCAAGAAGUGAACAGGAACAGAAGGCUAGCAGCAUGGUUUUCUACUUUUUGAUGGGCAACGUCUUCUUCAUGAGUGUGUUAUCCGGAUCUUUGCUUGAUCAGAUCGGGAAAUCUUUCAUCAACCCACGGGAUGUACCAAGCCGGCUUGCAAAGGCUGUCUCUGUCCAAGGAGACUUCUUUAUGACAUACAUCCUGACGAGUGGGUUGUCUGGAUUCUCUCUGGAGAUUCUUCAGCCUGGAUUACUUACUUGGGAUACUAUGAAAUUGCAUACAUGGGGCCGAGGAAAAAAGAAAACCAAUUAUCUUUAUUCGUUCCCUUAUUAUAGAGUUCUUCCCUUUGUAGAACUCUUUGUUCUUGUUGGUGUUGUAUACGCAGUCAUUGCACCAUUGCUUCUUCCAUUUCUAGUCGUUUACUUCCUUCUAGGCUAUGUGGUAUUCAUCAAUCAGAUGCACGAUGUGUAUGAAACUACAUACGAGACCUGUGGCCAGUAUUGGCCACACAUUCACCAUCAUGUUGUUCUAGCCAUCAUUAUCAUGCAAAUCACCAUGAUCGGUCUCUUUGGACUGAAGUCAAAACCCUCUGCAUCUAUCGCAACAAUUCCGCUCCUUGUUGUAACCGUAGCUUACAACGAGUAUUGCAAGUUCCGUUUUCUUCCUACAUUUUACAAAUGCUCUGUCCAGGAUGCCAAGGAUAAUGAUGAACUUGACAAUGAUGGUCCAAACGACGCUACUUGCCGCAAAGCGUUAGAUGCAUACCGUCCACCUUCUUGCCAUCAAGCAUACGUUGGCACAGAAGAAUCAACUUCAACACAACCAUUACUGUCACCGACUGUGUAGUUGUUUCCGUCGUCUACUUUGGGAUCGAGUCGACCCUCCUCGGCUUGCCAUCAUGGACCAAAAUCCAAAGGAUCUGAUCUUUUAAAACGAUGUAUUGUACUCUCUUGACCACGUCUGCAAUAAAAAGUAUGGAUCGAGGCCAUGUCAUCCGCAAUACGAAAGUAUUGGUGCCUCGGGGAUCAAAUCCUUUUUAUAGCAAGCAAAACCUGAGUCGUCAGAUGAAAACGCAUAGUAAUUGAAGCUGAAAAACACAAUAUUCAAUAAAUGGUAUUGUUGUUAUAUAUAAAAGUUAUAAUUUUACUAGUUGUGUACCCAUGCAAUACAAUGAGAUGGAAAGGAUAACGAGAAUUUUGAAGCGUUUAUGGUUUUGUUAGAGGAGAUUUUUAGGGCAUUAUGAGGGUAGGGUCUGUUUAGCGCUUGAGGCUUUCCGGCUUAU
Messenger RNA from Cynara cardunculus var. scolymus (artichoke), 2432 nucleotides. RefSeq names its product CSC1-like protein At3g54510. Gene Ontology annotation, cellular component: plasma membrane. The coding region runs from base 56 to 1996 and encodes 646 amino acids. The transcript is spliced from 9 exons. Gene Ontology annotation, molecular function: calcium-activated cation channel activity. NCBI's taxonomy places the organism in Eukaryota, Viridiplantae, Streptophyta, Magnoliopsida, Asterales, Asteraceae. The record is from RefSeq and is a predicted model, not a curated record.